Cryptomeria japonica (Japanese cedar) is the source of this 3210-nucleotide messenger RNA. Its product is annotated as TPR repeat-containing protein ZIP4. Gene Ontology annotation, biological process: meiotic cell cycle; regulation of synaptonemal complex assembly. Gene Ontology annotation, molecular function: protein binding. The record is from RefSeq and is a predicted model, not a curated record. NCBI's taxonomy places the organism in Eukaryota, Viridiplantae, Streptophyta, Pinopsida, Cupressales, Cupressaceae. The transcript has 5 exons. The coding region runs from base 268 to 3018 and encodes 916 amino acids.
CUCAAUGCAGAAACCGUUACGGGUACUUUAAAGUCUGUCGCAUAAUGUAUCUACCAUUCCUCAUUCCAUAUGAUUAUCAUGGAGCCAACCACCACUCCAUCCGAACCUUCUUCGCCUUCAGCGCAAAUUUCAUCGCUUUAAUCGAGAUUUUUUUCUCGCGUCUUGUUUUUCACUGAAAUUUAUUUCAAUUUCCUGUUUGCAGUGAUUUGAAAACCUCUCAGAAGAUUAUUUUGAAUAGCUUUACUGUAGGAUUUGCGUGAUUGAAAAAUGCAUAUAGCGGAGGUUUUGAGCCAAGAUGCAGGCGGCACAGCAGCCAGUAUUAUAGAGAAGAUGGAGAUGGAAGUGGCUCAAGUAGAGCAAUUACUUCCCAUGGUAAGUCCUGAAAAUACUCAGAAAUUGAGAGAUUUUAUGAUGCGUCUGGCACCCCGCAAAAGCAUGAUUACGGAAGAGCAGAAGUUACUGCUAUGGAAACUAAGCUACCGGCUGUGGAAUUCUUGCGUGGACAUCGCCAAUGCGAUGCAAGCCGGCCAGCAAUUUCAUGAAGAACACGUCAAAAUCCGUCAGGUAGCCAGUGAUUUACUUCUGGUGGCAGGAAAGAUCGAUGGAAUUCCUUCCUGUCUGCUCAAGAUUGCCACAUUCUUUCAUAGAACGGGUGUAAUUUGGCAUAAAAUUCAGAAAUAUGAGGUUGCAGCUUCGUGCUUUGAGAAGGCUACUGAGCUCGUUUCAGAAGAUGGGGGUUCUUGUUGUGAAAGUGAAGAAGAGCGGAAGUUUUCGUUUGAGCUGCUUGUUGCGAGGGCUAAAACUGCUUGGGAAAUAAAGCAGAGGACGCUGACGUGCACGCUGCUUGGCAGGGCCAAGGGUUUCUUGUUCGACGCUGCCGAUCGCUACCGUGACCUGGCGGAACAGUAUUUGCAUUUUGGAAAAUGUAUGCUGGCCAAGUCGGAAGAAGGUGGCUGCAGCAGCAGUGACCAGAGCGAUUAUGUGAAGUUUUUGAACCAAGCUUUUGAGAUUUGCUCGGAAGCUCUCUUCAAGGGAAUAGGGAAGCCGGAAGAAAGAGUUCUGGCAAAAAAUCUGAAGCUAAAGACGCUUCGAUAUCUAGCCGCGGCUCAUCUUCAGGCUGAAAAUUUUGAAAGCGUUCUCAAAUGUGUGGCUGUUCUGAAAGAGGAAUCAGAUCAUCCGACAACGCCUUUUUUGGCUUUAAAGGCGUACAUUGGUUUGGGGAUGCGAGAAGCGGCUGAGAAGGAGCUAAAUGUUCUUCUUCUUCACGGAGGCGCGCCUGUCGACAUUUGCAUUUCCGCCGUUGAAAUCGUCAUUCAGUCGGGAAGUGGCGGUCUGGAGACUGCUCGUUCCGCAUUUUUCCGACUUCUUGAUCGUUUUCCAUCCAGCAUGGAGCUUCCUCUCAGGGUUUUGGAUAAGAUUCUUCGAAAUGCGUCUGCGGUCGAUCAAAGUUAUAAGGCUAAAGUAGCUUUGGCGCUUCAGAUUGCGUGCGAUGACAAAAUCGUCAGGUUGUUUGCAGAUUCAGAAGAUGGUUCUUCUGCUGAUAAUCGACGUUGUAUACACGCUAUUCUUUGGAACAGUGGAUCUGAAUUCUUCAGGGCAAAACUUUAUGACACAAGCAGUAUCCUGUUUGAAGGAUCCAUGCUCUAUCUUCCCUUACAUGCAGAGAACAGUGCUUGCAGGGCAAAGUCCCUACGCGUGCUUUGCCUUUGUCACCUCGGCCUCUCACAAUACGACCGCGCAAACGAAUUCAUCAUGGAAGCAGAAAAGAUUGAAGAGACUGUAAUUUGCCUUUUUCUUAAGUUCAAAAUUUGUCUGCAACUGAAGGACGAAGCGGGCGCAAUAAAACAGCUAGAGAGAAUGAUUCGCUGUACAGACUUCGAUGCCGAGUAUCUAACUUUAGCUUCGCACGAAGCCAUAGCUUGCAAAUCCAUUGGCGUAGCGACUUCAGCAUUGUCGAAUCUGCUGAAAUUAUGCUCUUCUGCAAAGCAAAUUUCAUCAAAGGAAAUGGUUGUGGUACGGAACAUAAUACUUCUUCAUCUGGACGAUCCCAAUGCUCUCUCGGAAGUCCUAAAAUACUUCAAUUAUGCUAAGAAGCGCAUGCAGGAGUUGGGAAUAGAACAAUUUUUCGGUACCGGAAUUACAGUGGAGAAGGAAAUAAACUGGUUUGCCGGAAGUGCAUGGAACAGCGGUCUCAAGGCGAGCAAAUCAAACAACUUCGACCUUGCCGCAGAGUUAUUCACCUGCGCGUCGGAAUUUUAUGGCGCACUUGAAGAUUCAGUCGAAAAUCUGAAAAUGCUGUCGAAAUCUUCAAUACUGUCAAUUGCUUCAAUGCUUACUUCUCAGAAGAAAGACAACAAGAAUCAUUUGACCGAGGCGGUUGCGCAUUUGGAUAAAGUCCGAAAGGUUCAGGCAAGCCUUGCAAGUAAGAACGAGAAACCAGACGAGAGUUUGCAAAUGUAUAGUGCUGUUCUGGAGUUCGAAUUAAGGGGAUGCAUGAGAGAGCACAAGCUACAGCUUCAAAUUCUGAAGCAGAGCACGACUAUGAAGGGAUGCAAGCCAGAAUUUUUGUUGAAAAUGGGCAUCCAUGCCUGCCAAAGUGAAGGAAGCCCUGGAGAGUAUGGCCAUCUGGAGGUAGCCAGCACAGCAUUAAAUGCUUGUCUUCAUAUGGAGCUCAGCAGCCCCUUUCCGGAUUACAAAAUGGUGAGCCUGGUUAUUAGAAAGCUCAUUGGAAUUGCAGAUGCAAAGUGUGAGGAAGAAGAAUGUUUGGGCUUGUAUAAGCAGGCGCACCAGAUAAUUAUUGGAAUGAAGAGUGGGGAAUACCCAACGGAAGAAGCAAAAUGGUUGGUGUCAACCGCCUGGAAUAGGUCUAGUCUUCAUAUGAGAUUCAAUCGUCUGGAUGAAGCAGAGAAGUGGAUGAGGAUGGGUUUGGAUCUGGUUAAACAUGUUCCCUUCAUGCACCAGCGGUUUGCCUCCUCCAUGGCUGACACCCUUGCUAAACUUGUCAACCCAAGUACCUGAGACCACAUGAGUUGCCACACAUUUGUUCUUGCUUGCUCGUUUUGUAAAAUUGAAAAAAUACUUAUAUGGUUUUCUCACGAAACUAAGAUUGUCAUCUUUCCCAGGAACAUCAACGUUGUAUACUGAUUCACGGAUGCUAAAGCUGAAUCUUGAAUUUUAUUUCAACUAACUAUGUGUGUACUUGUUAAAAUA